AUGACAACCCCGCGCCCAUGGACCCCUCCCCUCCUCCUCCGCAUCCGCUUCACAACCUCCCUCCCAGACCUCGACCUCGACAUCCCCUCCCCCUCGCAAACAACAGUCGCCGCCCUCAAACACCUCAUCCGCGGCCGCCUCGCCCAACCUGAUUCCCAGCGCCGCCUCCGCUUCAUUCACCAGGGCAAGAUCCUCCCCGACGCCUCCGCCCUCAGCGCCGUCCUCCGCCCCCUGCCGCCUCCACCACAACACUACCCGUCCUCCUCAAAUCCGACAACGCCGUCGACGCCCGGCGCCGGUUUCGAUGAUCCAAAGGGGAAAGGCAAGGCGAACGCACACGAGACGGCGCCGCCGCAGAGGGUCUACGUGAACUGCAGCAUCGGCGACAGUCUCACUGACGAGGAACUCGCCGUCGAAGCCGAGGCAGCUCUACGCGCGCCUUCGGAGCGGGGCGGAGCGACCGCGCCUUCCUCCGGACUAGGGGAUGGACAGGGCCACGGCCAGCAAGGCGGCGGUUCCUAUGGCACCCAAAGCAGCCACCACCAUCACCACCAGCAACGUCCGACGCCGAGGGGCUUCGACAGGUUACUCAACGCAGGCUUUACGGCGGCCGAGGUAAACCAGCUGCGCCUCCAGUUCCGCGAGAUCCGCGCGACCCAGUACACGCCCGACACGAUGCCCAGCCCGGACACGAUGCGCUCGCUCGAGGACACUUGGAUAGAUACCAAUGCCGGCGGCGCAUUACCAAGCGGUGGGUCGGGGGCGGGGGCGGACGGAGCCGACGGGAACGGCGGCGGCGGCGGUGGGGAUGAUGCAUUUGGCGUCAUGAGCGGCAUACUAGACGUCCUUAUCGAGGGUCUGAUUGUCGGCUUCUUUUGGCCAUUGGGGUGCCUGGGCUGGCUGUCGAGGGAGGAAAAUAUGCUCUCUGGCCGGUGGCAUGAUUUCAUUGGGUUCGGUGUUACCUUGAGCAUCAUUAUUGGCGUCAUCAGAGCCUUCUCGGGCGAUCGAUAG
Molecule: messenger RNA, 1011 nt
Organism: Colletotrichum orchidophilum
Lineage: Eukaryota; Fungi; Ascomycota; Sordariomycetes; Glomerellales; Glomerellaceae
Exons: 1
Coding region: 1-1011 (336 amino acids)
Biological process (GO): protein processing
Cellular component (GO): Dsc E3 ubiquitin ligase complex; endoplasmic reticulum
Molecular function (GO): protein binding
Source: RefSeq, a predicted model, not a curated record